Suncus etruscus (white-toothed pygmy shrew) is the source of this 2330-nucleotide messenger RNA. RefSeq names its product NDC1 transmembrane nucleoporin (gene NDC1). Gene Ontology annotation, biological process: nuclear pore organization. The coding region runs from base 47 to 2071 and encodes 674 amino acids. Gene Ontology annotation, molecular function: protein-macromolecule adaptor activity. The transcript has 18 exons. Gene Ontology annotation, cellular component: nuclear pore transmembrane ring. The record is from RefSeq and is a predicted model, not a curated record. Lineage: Eukaryota; Metazoa; Chordata; Mammalia; Eulipotyphla; Soricidae.
GGCCGGACGGCCCCCCGCCCCUCGCCGCGAGGGGCCCGCCAGCAGCAUGGCCACCGCCGCCGCGCCUGCGAGUCGGCCCUGCUCGGGCGGGCCGCGGGACCUCGUGUGGCUCGUUUUAGGAUGGAGGAUAGCCUCAAGUAUUAUUUGGUCUGUGCUGCUUCUGCCCAUCUCCACCAUUGUGUAUAUAAUACUUAGUGGCAUUGAUUUAUGGCAUCCGAUACAAUGGCUGUCAGAUUCUUUCAGUGACCUUUGUAGCUCCUCUGUAAUCUUCUACCUCUUGUUGCUGUCAGUGAUAAUAGUGGUGAUAAGUAUUUUCAAUGUGGAGUUCUAUACAGUUGCGCCUUGCAUUCCCUGCACCAGACUGGCACUGAUUGGGAAGAUCAUCCACCCCCAACAGCUCCUGCAUUCUUUCAUUCACGGUGUGAUGGGAAUGAUGAUGGCGUGGUGUGCGGCAGUGGUAACCAAGAGCAAGUACAGUUUUCUUGUGGUUCCCUGCCCUGGAACCAAGAGUUUAGAUAGCCCUGCUGCCCAAAACUGCUUAAAUGAGAAUCACCUAUUUUUCCUGUUGGCUGGAGCAUUUAUUGGCUAUAGCUAUAGUCUCCUGUAUUUUAUCAACAACAUGAACUACAUUCCAUUUCCCAUCAUCCAGCAAUACAAGUUCUUACGCUUUAGGAGAUCUCUGCUCUUACUAGUUAAACAUAGCUGUAUGGAAUCUCUGUUCCUGAUUAGAAAUUUCUGCGUGAUAUAUUAUUUCCUUGGCCAUAUGCCUCGAGCUUGGAUUAGCACUGCUAUGGACCUUCAGAUAGAUGAACCUCUGGACACUCUGAGUGGCCUCCUGGAUCUGUCAUUGCUCUAUCAUGUCUGGCUAUGUGGUGUCUUCCUCCUGACAACUUGGUACAUCUCAUGGCUACUCUUCAAGAUCUUUGCGACAGAGGCGCAUCAGUUCCCCAUCCAGUCACUGUUUGCAGAAGAGUCAGACAAUUGUCUUGGCACGGUGUUGAGCAGCAGACCUCCCCUCAUCAUAAAGUAUUUGGCCUUGCAGGACCUCAUGUUGCUUUCUCAAUAUUCUCCUUCACGAAGACAAGAAGUUUUUAGCCUUAGCCAACCAGGUGGCCAUCCCCACAAUUGGACAGCUAUUUCCAGGGAGUGUUUAAAUCUUCUGAAUGAUAUGACUCAGAAGCUGGUUCUUUACCAAGAAGCUGCUGCUACAAAUGGGAGAGUAAUGUCUACAUCAUACACAGCAGAACCUAAGAAGCCGAAUUCUCUAGAAGAAACUGUUUUUCAGACUCCCAAGGGGAGCCAGAUGCCUCGGCCUUCUGUGCCCUCAUUAGUGAAGACACCCCUGUUUUCCUCAAGAUUAUCCACACCUGAUAUUACAAGUCCCCUGGGAACCCCCUUUGGCUGCAGUGUGGUCAAUCGGAUGACUGGAAUCCUGGAUGUCGACACCUGUUAUAGGACACCCCAGAGUCCACAACUGAGCAGAAGAGGGCCAAGAUUGUGGACUUCCUCCUCCGAUCCACAGAUGACUGAAUUUUCUGAUCCUUCUCCAUCUGCUACCAUUAGAGCUGAGCGCAAGACAGUGAGCCAACCCAAUGUGAUUUAUUCAUGGAUCGAAAAUAAACUUGAACAGAUCAAGAACUUUUUGUCAAGACGGGCGCUGAUAAUGUAUUUUUUCAGUAAGCAUCCAGAGGCCUCCAUUCAAGCAGUAUUCUCAGAUGCCCAAAUGCAUAUCUGGGCAUUAGAAGGUUUGUCCCACUUGGUCGCAGCAUCAUUUACAGAAGAUAAAUUUGGAGUCGUCCAGACCACACUCCCAGCUAUCCUUAACACUUUGUUGACUCUGCAAGAGGCAGUUGACAAGUACUUCAAGCUUCCUCACGCUUCCAGCAAACCACCUCGGAACUCAGGAAACUUCGUGGAUACUUCUUAUAAAACACUAAGAUUUGCAUUUAGAGCAUCGCUAAAAACGGCCAUCUAUCGCAUAACUACUACAUUUGGAGACCAUCUGAAUGCAGUGCAAGCAUCUGCAGAACAUCAGAAAAGACUUCAGCAGUUCUUGGAGUUCAAAGAAUAGUGAAGUAAUAUAAACUGUGUUCAUUACAUUGCUGAUACAACUACAGAUGGGACAGUAAAUGUUCAGCAUUCUUGGAUCAGAAGAAAAUGGACUAAUUAGAUGCUUCCUUUGUCGUGGUGGUUGCUUUGAAAACUAUACUUUAAUGGGAGAAAUCAUGGAAAGAAAUUCUCAACAGAAUAACCCAAAACUGCCUUUUCUGUACCGAUUGCUUUUUUUUCGUGUGUGUGGUAUAAUAAAAUCUUUAUUCAAUUUUACAGAA